AAAGGGUGUGGUUACCACCUGGAUUUGCUAAUUGUUGCCAUCACUAUUGCACUUUGUUCCCUAUUUGGACUACCAUGGUUUGUAGCGGCUACUGUGCUUGCUAUGACUCAUGUUAAUUCUUUGAAGAUGGAAUCAGAAACUGCUGCUCCAGGAGAGAAGCCUCAGUUUCUUGGACACAUCCCUAUGCCUGUGUUGUUUGGAGUCUUCCUAUAUAUGGGUGUUUCAGCCCUGAAAGGCUUACAGUUCUUUGACCGGUUAUUGAUAAUCUUCAUGCCACAGAAGUAUCAACCAGAUUACAUGUUUCUCCGCUAUGUAGAGACGUUACGGGUUCACCUAUUUACGUUCAUCCAAUUGGCCUGCCUAAUUAUUUUAUGGGUUAUUAAAUCCUACAAGCCAACAUCUAUUGCUUUUCCUCUCAUGCUAGUUGUGAUGAUUGGUGUGCGGAAACUUUUGGACUUCGUUUUUACCCAAAGAGAACUAAAAAUUCUGGAUGACGUAAUGCCUGAAUCCACCAAGCGGAAACGAGAGGAUAAAAAGAAGGAAAAAGAAAAACUGAAGAAGGCGGUGAUGGGUAAGGAGUCUUGUAAUAAUUUUGCUAUUCCUCUUGCCAACGGAAGUAUUUUAAAAGUCCCUCUGGUCAAAUUUAAAGAAGACACUGAAUUGUGCAAUCCUGAUAAACCAACCAUCAAGAUUUCUGAACAGUUACCGAAGACGGGGCUUUGGCAGAGCAUUCAGCAGAAAAAAGAAAGUAGGACAACUUGUAUGGAGCCACUGGAAAGUACAAGUUCGAAAACGAGAGGUACGGUGAAGGAUGCUUUAAAUGAUGAUGAACGGAAACGUUUGCCAACAAUGGAAGAGGAAGAAGAAAACAAUGAAGUAGAGGACAGCAGGAUAACAAUCAAAAUUGAAAAAUACGGAAAACCUUCAGUCCACAAUAGUUUAGACUAAAAACAUUUCGAUUAUUUUUGAAUUUAUAAGAGAAAUGAAUGAUUUGAAGUAUUAGGAACUAGCACGAGCGUAUGUAGUCUUUGAUUUGGACACGCUGCUUCAAAAGUAGCACAAAUGUUGAUGUUAUGCACGAAUGAAAAUAAUACAUUAUUCUGCAUAUCUCAUGGCAUUCCAUGCUUGUUACUAAUAUAAGCUGAUGGAAUAUUUUUGUAACCAAGAUGUAACUUCGAGAAUUAUAUAUUUUGUUUUACAGA
Molecule: messenger RNA, 1202 nt
Organism: Limulus polyphemus (Atlantic horseshoe crab)
Lineage: Eukaryota; Metazoa; Arthropoda; Merostomata; Xiphosura; Limulidae
Product: electroneutral sodium bicarbonate exchanger 1-like
Exons: 6
Biological process (GO): bicarbonate transport; regulation of intracellular pH; transmembrane transport
Cellular component (GO): plasma membrane
Molecular function (GO): solute:inorganic anion antiporter activity; sodium:bicarbonate symporter activity
Source: RefSeq, a predicted model, not a curated record